Molecule: messenger RNA, 2277 nt
Organism: Gadus macrocephalus (Pacific cod)
Lineage: Eukaryota; Metazoa; Chordata; Actinopteri; Gadiformes; Gadidae
Gene: sfrp1a
Product: secreted frizzled-related protein 1a
Biological process (GO): negative regulation of canonical Wnt signaling pathway; canonical Wnt signaling pathway; non-canonical Wnt signaling pathway
Molecular function (GO): Wnt-protein binding
Source: RefSeq, a predicted model, not a curated record
AUGAACGGCGCUGGCUCGCCGAGCGCUCGACUGGCCUAUCAGACGGCGGGCCUAACGGCUCUCUUCGGGGGUCCUAAGAGGGCGCCCGGGGGCCAGCCCCGCCAGCCUCACCUCCGGAGCACAGAUGAGAGCUGUUCGCUCAGGGCUCCUCUCUCCUCACUAAAGUGGUUUCGUGGUUUUUCAUCCACUUCUUUCCUGUCUCGUGUGACUGUGCGUAAUCGUCCCGGCCAUGGUGUGCGCCUCCCCCUGGGGAGCCUGCUCCCCGCGGCGCUCCUCGCGGUUGUCCUCCUCCUGUCCCCCUGCCGGGGGUCCGAGUACGAGUACGGCUGGAAGCCGGACGGCUACAACGGCGGCGGCGGCGGCCGCAGCUACGGCAAACCCCCGCAGUGCGUGGACAUCCCCGAGGACCUGAGGCUCUGCUACAACGUGGGCUACACCCAGAUGCUGCUGCCCAAUCUGCUGGACCACGAGACGCUGGCCGAGGUGAAGCAGCAGGCGGGCAGUUGGGUGCCCCUGGUCUACAAGAACUGCCACCCGGGCACGCAGGUCUUCCUGUGCUCGCUGUUCGCCCCCGUGUGCAUGGACCGCCCCGUGUACCCGUGCCGCUGGCUGUGCGAGGCGGUGCGCGACGGCUGCACGCCCAUCAUGGAGUCGUUCGGCUUCCCUUGGCCCGACAUGCUCACCUGCGAUCGGUUCCCCGCAGGUGACGUGUGCAUCGCCAUGACGGCGCCCAACGCCACCCAGGCCACCCACCCCACAGGUUUCUCUCAGGUCUGUCCUCCAUGUGACAACGAAAUGAAGACAGACGCCAUCCUGGAACACAUGUGUGCCAGCGAAUUUGCCUUCAAGACCAAGAUCAAGGAGGUGACACAGGAGAACGCCGACCGCAAGGUGGUCCUGCAGAAGAGGAAGAAGUCUGUGAAGGCCGGGAACCUGAAGAAGAAGGACCUGAAGAAGCUGGUCCUGUACCUGAAGAACGGGGCGGACUGCCCCUGCCAACAGCUGGACAACCUGACCAGCCACUACCUGAUCAUGGGGCGCAAGGUGGACAAACAGUACCUGCUCACGGGCAUCCACAAGUGGGACAAGUCCAGCAAGGAGUUCAAGAUGGCCAUCAAGAAGCUGAAGACGCACCAGUGUCCCAGCUUUGAGAACGUCUUCAAAUAAUGCCCCUUAAGUUACCCCCCCGAACACCCCUCUCCUUGUUCGCAUCUCAUCCCACAUAAGAACUUGCACAACCUUUUAAGAAAGAAACCCAAAUGUUGUCUUUUUAUUUUUUCCUUUUAUAUAUCUAUAUAUCUUUGUAUAUUUUACACGUAUACGUUGACAUUUGGUCGUCUGCCGUCUGCUGAUCUUUGACCUCCAUUUAUAGGGACGUUUUGUCUGGUUGCUAUUCCCUAAAUGAACACUGUUGUCCGUCGACGCGCUGACUCACAGAAUCAUGUAUACUAUGAUAUCUACAUGUAGAUGUUGGUAUUAAAUACUUCCGGAAUUUGCCACAAAAGAUAUUCCUAAAAUAUGAAUGAAUGUUUGAAUCUUUCUCUUGCCCUUGAUCAUAAAACAUAGCUUUUGGAAACGAUUAUUAGAAAACAAUACUGAUUAUUUUAGCUUUAAAAGCCUCACUGUAGACUGACGCAGAGAGUAAUGUUAGCGUAUCUUAUGUCUUUACAAUAUAAGAGGGCCAGACCGAUGGGUUUGGUCAAUGUUACAACGUAUUAUUGCUGUUCUUACUGUCACUAUGACUUGUAGGUUUCAUGUCAUUUUACAUCGUUAAACUUUCCAUAUCUACAAACCGCUUAUCAGAUGAUCUCACAGUCAAGGCCUACAGUUGAAACAUUAGAUUGGGGUUACCGCAGAACCAUCAGAGAUCAUCAACAAGACUAUCACAUCAUGUUAACAGCUGACCAGUAGAAACAGAACUGAGAGAAGAUGUCUACGACUUUGUCCUGAGGAACGCAUCGAAUUUCCUGUCACAGUCGAUGUUUUCAAUUGACACAAAGCCAAAUUUAGUGUUGUCUACUUUUGCUUGUCUUGUUGAAAAUAAUCGGAGCAGAAGUACUUAGCAUCUUGUGUUAAUAUAAAUAACUCAAGCUUCUUAAAAAACACAGUAUGGACUCGCAGAAUGACUACGCGCAAGCAGAGAGCUCACAGAGUACGAAGCCAGAAUGUUGCCAGCUCAUUGUACCACUAUUCUGCCCUGAGAUUUAAAUGUUCGCAGUGCAUUUCUGCGUAUUACCUGUACAUAUAAAUUUUACAUAAAUAUGGGAAGAAAGAAAA